Molecule: messenger RNA, 8623 nt
Organism: Larimichthys crocea (large yellow croaker)
Lineage: Eukaryota; Metazoa; Chordata; Actinopteri; Sciaenidae
Gene: kcnh2b
Product: potassium voltage-gated channel, subfamily H (eag-related), member 2b
Exons: 23
Coding region: 635-4588 (1317 amino acids)
Biological process (GO): membrane repolarization during cardiac muscle cell action potential; regulation of ventricular cardiac muscle cell membrane repolarization; potassium ion transmembrane transport
Cellular component (GO): plasma membrane
Molecular function (GO): inward rectifier potassium channel activity
Source: RefSeq, a predicted model, not a curated record
AAAAAAAAAACCCCCAUCUAGGAGGACCGAAGCCGCGGAUCUGCGCUCUGAAGCAUCUCUGUGUUUCCUCUCUCCUCAGGUGAACACACAGACACAGAGGCGCAGUGAGGAGGUGAAAUGAGAAACAAAUAAUAAUAAUAAUAAUAAAAGAAAAAAAAGAAAGACGCGCAGCCCAGCGCUCCAACUAUGGCUCCAACGACGCUCGUCGGAAAGCUCGCCCAGUCCGCUUCACAGGAGCGGGCUGCAGUGCAGGAUGAGAGGUCUGCUGUGCUCCACCGAGUGUGAGACCAGGAAGAAAUAUCACCUGACAGGCGGCCCUCCCCUCGGGGGACAGAAACAGACACCCUCGCUCCUCUCAACCUGGAAACUGGAGGCUGGAAACGGCUCAGUUCUGCCGUGCGUACAGUGCGCCUCCUCUCCUCACUUUCUCCUGGAGAGCGACCACGAGCCUUUCGUCUCUCUGACCAACUUGGGAAAACUUUGGCCCCCGGAUUACUGCCGCUGAGCCCGUCUCCAUGCAGGGAGCGCAGUGAGCAUCGUGCGCUCGGCUGCAGGGACUGGAAACGCAGCCUCGCUGUGAUAUUAUUCAAACUCCCGCAAAGUCUCUCAAAGUCCAGGGGCCACAGAAGCGAAGAUGCCGGUUCGGAGGGGCCAUGUGGCUCCGCAGAACACCUUCCUGGACACGAUCAUCAGGAAAUUCGACAGUCAAAGUCGUAAGUUCGUCAUAGCCAAUGCAAGAGUGGAGAACUGCGCCAUCAUCUUCUGCAACGAUGGCUUCUGCCACCUGUGUGGUUACUCGCGCGCUGAAAUCAUGCAGAAGCCAUGCACGUGUAACUUCCUGUACGGACCAGACACCAAGCGACUGGCCAUCGCCCAGAUGGCGCAGGCCCUGCUUGGGUCGGAGGAGAGGAAAGUGGAGAUCAACCUCUACCGCAAAGAUGGCCACUGCUUCCUAUGUAUGGUGGAUGUGGUGCCAGUGAAGAACGAGGAUGGCUUGGUGAUCAUGUUCAUCCUCAACUUCGAGGUCAUGUCAGACGAGGCACCGCAAGACCACAAAGAGGAGCUCAACCACCGCCUGCCCACCUGGCUUGUCACUGGUCGCCCCCGAGGCUUCAAGCUACGUCUUCCACUCCUGCGCUCCUUGUCCAACAGUAAAGCGUCUCUGGACGACGCAGAGGCCGGUCACAUUCCCACUGCUACACCCCUGCCGAGGCACCCAGACCACGAGAGUCGAGAGUCCGUAGGCCUGGGAGAGUUCCUGCCCCUUCCCCCUUUACCAUCAGACCACCACGAGCAAAUCAGUGGCAGCAGGUCAGCUCUACAGAGUUGGCCAGAAGACCGCCAGGAGGACCAGUGCACCCUACUGAGCUCUGACCCCCCUGUACCCCCUCCUCCACCACCACACAGAGGCAACCUGGUGGGUCCCCUCACCCAGUCGUCACCCUGUGUAGCACCUCACCACCGCCUCAGCCUCAACCCGGACUGUUCGGCCUCCAACUGCUCCUUGUCGCACAGCCGCUCACGGGAGAGCUUCCACAGCAUGCGUCGUGCCUCCUCCGUAGACGAGAUCGAGGCCAUGAGGCCUGACUGGGACCGUAAGACCCGGAGAGCGAGUAUGCGGCCGGGCACCGGUGCAGUAAACAGUAAGUCCAACAUACUGAACUCCACAUCGGACUCGGACCUCAUGCGGUACCGCACCAUUUCCAAAAUCCCUCAGAUCACCCUCAAUUUUGUGGAUUUCAAACCUGACCCCCUGAUCACCCUGCCCAGCGGAGAGAUGGACAUCAUAGCUCCCUGCAAACUCAUCGAUCGGACCCACCACGUCACAGAGAAAGUCACACAGGUGCUGUCUCUGGGUGCAGAUGUGCUGCCAGAGUACAAGCUCCAGGCUCCUCGCAUCCACAAGUGGACGGUGUUGCACUACAGCCCCUUCAAGGCGGUGUGGGACUGGCUCAUCCUGCUGCUGGUCAUCUACACCGCCAUCCUGACACCCUACUCAGCGGCAUUCCUCCUUAACGACCAGGAAGAAGUAGCCAUGCAGAAUUGCGGUUACUCGUGCUCUCCUCUCAAUGUGGUGGACCUCAUAGUGGAUAUCAUGUUCAUCAUUGACAUCCUCAUCAACUUCAGGACAACAUAUGUGAACUCUAAUGAUGAGGUGGUGAGCCACCCGGUGCGUAUCGCCGUCCACUACUUCAAAGGCUGGUUCCUCAUCGACAUGGUGGCUGCUAUUCCCUUUGACCUGCUCAUCUACCGCAAUGGAGAGGAGACCACCACUCUGAUUGGUCUACUGAAAACCGCUCGUCUCCUGCGAUUGGUGCGCGUAGCCAGGAAGCUGGACCGCUACUCGGAGUACGGCGCGGCUGUCCUCUUCCUCCUCAUGUGCACCUUCGCCCUCAUCGCUCACUGGCUAGCCUGCAUCUGGUAUGCCAUUGGUAGCGUAGAGAGGAGUGGUUCAAUUGGCUGGCUCCACACGCUCGGGGACCAGUUGGGAAAACACUACAAUGACUCUGUCCAAGGUUCGGGACCCUCAAUCAAAGACAAGUACGUCACAGCUCUAUACUUCACCUUCAGCAGUCUGACCUCUGUGGGAUUUGGAAAUGUGUCCCCGAACACCAACUCUGAGAAGAUCUUCUCCAUCUGCGUCAUGCUCAUAGGAUCCCUGAUGUACGCCAGCAUUUUUGGGAAUGUGUCAGCCAUCAUCCAGCGGCUGUACUCGGGGACGGCCCGCUACCACACCCAGAUGCUGAGAGUCAGGGAGUUCAUCCGCUUCCACCAGAUCCCCAACCCGCUCAGGCAGAGGCUGGAGGAGUACUUCCAGCACGCCUGGUCAUACACUAACGGCAUCGACAUGAACGCCGAUGAUUGGAAGCCUUUGUCUCAGCAUGCAUGGUCCGACACCUUCAGAGAAAAUAGGAAUGAUGUGCUGAAAGGUUUCCCAGAGUGUCUCCAGGCAGAUAUCUGCCUCCACCUGAACCGCACACUGCUCCAGAACUGUAAGGCUUUUAAAGGCUCCACCAAGGGCUGCCUCAGGGCGCUGGCCAUGAAGUUCAAGACCACCCACGCACCUCCUGGUGACACGCUGGUCCAUGCUGGGGACGUCCUCACUGCCCUCUACUUCAUAUCCAGGGGAUCCAUAGAGAUACUGAGAGGAGAUGUGGUGGUAGCCAUCUUGGGUAAGAAUGACAUCUUCGGCGAGCCUAUCAACCUGUAUGCCCGACCAGGUAAAUCCAACGCUGACGUGAGGGCUCUGACCUACUGCGACCUCCAUAAGAUCUUUAGAGAAGAUGUUCUGGAGGUGCUGGACAUGUAUCCGGAAUUUGCAGACAACUUCUGGAACAACCUGGAAAUCACCUUCAACCUCCGAGACACCAACAUGAUCCCAGGCUCUCCAAGCAGUGAUGACUCCAACUGUGGGGGAUUCAACAAAUUACGCAGACGCAAGUUAUCAUUCCGAAGACGCACAGAAAAAGAUGAUGCAGAUGCCGGAGAAAUUAAAAAGUCCCAUAAGUCUGUGAGACGAAGACACAGGGAAGCAGCCAACAACCAAAAACAGGAGGAGGCACCUAAGCGACAGUGGGAGGCACAUCGGAGCUCGGUGUCUUCACACUCCAGCGGUGACGAGGGGGAGGAGUCAGUUGUGAACAGACUAGCCCCUCCACCGACAAUGAUGGAGAACCCGCAUGCUCAGGCUAUGCACAUGAAGUAUAACGAGAACACCGAGGGUGAUGGAGACCCCAAGACUGGGAACACCUGCAACGCCCUGUCAGGUGCAUUCUCAGGCGUGUCCAACAUCUUUAGCUUCUGGGGGGAGAGUCGAGGGGGCGGUCAGUACCGAGAGGUUCCCAGCUGCAGCCUGGCAUCCCCCCCACCCCUCAACACGCCGCUGCACAGCCUGAGCCGACAGCAACGCAACCAGUUGGACACACGCCUGGACCUGCUGCAGAAACAGCUCAACAGGUUGGAGAGUCGCAUGUCAACGGACAUCGGAGCGAUCAUGCAGCUGCUGCAGAGACAGAUGGCCCUGGUUCCUCCUGCCUACAGCGCUGUCUCAUCACCACCUCAGGCCUCAUCCUACCCUGGUCCCGGCCCAGGACCAGGUCCAGGAGAGAGACUGGUCCAGCCUGUUACACCUCUGGAGACCGACACUCUGGCGUCUCUAUCACAGAUCUUGGAUUCCCAGGACUUUGAGGAGUUCCCAGCUAAGCCUCUUGACUCCCUGCAGCCACAGGACUCUCCACUGAUCAACACCAACCAGGGCCCGCUGGUCCCCUCUGGACUGGACAGCUUGGGGCAGCAACUGGAGCUAGAGCUGGGACUGGGGACCGCGGCUGGGGUCAUUUCGGGGCCAGCGGCAGGUUCAGGUUUAGCGUUAGAUUUAGGCAGCGGGGCAGCAUUGGGGUCAACCUUAGGUGCAGGGUUAGACUUUGGUUCAGGGGCGUGUAUGGGGGCUGGGGCUGGGCCAGCAGCUGGAACAGAGGUAUCUUCCCUGGAUCCUGAAACCCAAAGGAGGCUGUCCCUCCAAGAACCACAGACACCUCUGGACUCACGGACACCACAGAGACACAGCUCUGACCCAGGGGGGAGCUAAGGACGAGGUGAAGGGGGAGGAGAGUGGGAUGGAAGAGGAGAUACAGAGUGAUGUUUAAUCCUGCUGUAAUCCGACUGACACCCAGCUACUGUAUCUUCACUGUUGACCUCUCCACACAGGACACUGCUCAGAGAGAGUGAAGCCAGGUGGAGGGUCCAGAAAAGGUGGAGGCCUCCUCUCUCUCUCUCUGUCUCUCUCUUCCACAAGCCCUCCCCCUCCUCCCCUCUCCUCAUGAAUCAUGUGGAGCUUUCUGAACUCCACAACAGUACAACCUUUAACCAAAACCACAAACAGAGCAGAGAGGAGCUCUGCCUCUUAAUGAACACAGUCCAGAUCAACCCAGACUGGUCUGAACCACUCAGUCAUCCACUAAUGAUGACACAUCGUCACACACAUCAAUGACUGCUAACCUGUAGAAGAAUCCCUUUACUGCUGUAUCCAGUGUUGGAUGACUGACGAGAACAAGAAAAGACAACAACCGAGAGAAUAAUGACGAAACAAGUAGCCAUUUAAGUCUUGCACUGAAAAUCUAUUGAUAUAUUGAUUAUUAUUCUAUUCUCUAUGUCCGUGGCGCUUCCGAUAAACUCAAACCGGUUGGUAAAUUGUAGUGUUAGCUGGCCUAACAGGAAACCUUCUGUCCCGUUCUGUUAUUGGUUCCUUCCCCCUGACGUCCUGCCCCGACACGGCGGAGCCGACGCUCCCCCCUUCCCAAGAGCACACUGGAUUGGCUGGUUUGCACCUCAGGGGUGGGAACUGGAGGGUUAAAAGCCAUGAAUUUACUCGACGAACAUAUCAGCUGCCCUAUCAUAAACAUUGUACAGAUUUGCUAGUGAGUGAAGAACAUAUGGCAUUAGACAGGCAGAGUCGCAAACAGGUAAACUGGCAAACUUACAGGAUUACCACGGGAACAGUGCACCAAAAGAACUAACUAUACAUCUGUAAAGAGGCAGGAAAGCCCAGCUGACUAAUCGUGACCUUACACAGAGACAAGACGUUGUGUUUGAUGGAGGUGGCAGUGACACACUGGCCUGCUCUGGUUUCUAAAAGUCAAGCACAUGCAUCAAAGAAAAGAAAAGAGUGAUUCUAGUUCAUCAUAGUUGAAUUUGCUACCUCAGAUUUCAUCGGUCCUUACUUUAUUUUAUUUUAUUUUUUCACCUGAGCAAGAACCCGGAACGCUUUCACCUUGUACAUACAUACAGUCUGUCAUGUGAUAACGUAAAUAUACAAGUUUGCCAGUUUACAAUGACCAGCCGAAUGCGCCAUUAUUCUAUGUACGGUACAAUAUGCAAACACUGGCAGGAAGAGACGAGUGAGUGCGCUCUAAUCUUAUUACGUGUGUGAUGCGUUCAGGUCCAAAGCUUUUUAUGCGUGUUUGUCCUUGUGUUGUUUUGUUGUUCGGUCUGCAGAGCAUGGCGUGUAUGUUUGCUUCCACACACACACACACACACACACACACACACACACACACACACACACACACACACACACACACACACACACACACACACACACACUGUCGAGGGUCACUGGAUUCUGAUGUUGAGGACGAAUUUGUUUUCUUUGCCCCACACUGAUUUGAACGGCUUUGAAACAGGCAAAUGACAGAUUCAGUGUUUGUGUUUUGAAACGAGACAGCACAAAUCAAAUAAAAAAAAACAUUUACAUUGUAGGCUUUAGUAUACUUAGGAGAUCAUCCAACAGUUUUUAAUACUAAGAAAUGCAGCAUGUCCACACAGACUGACCAAUCAGAUCGUCAUUAAAUCCGAGUCUGUCCAUCUGUCACACUGCACCGUUCAUCAGAAGUUACCAUGACUCAGGUUUCUUGUGAUUUACUGGCUCUGUACCGCCUUGCUGUAUGACAUACUGUAGACCACCUUCUGCCACAGUAUCUGACAGAACAGCAGUUUAUGAGAGGGAGGGAGGGAGGGCAUAGACGUGAUCGUGAAACUGUGAACUGAAAACAUCUUUCAGACCUCCAUCUUUCAUCUUCCUGCAUCAUGUGCAUACACUUCAUCAAAACAGUGCAACACCUCACCGUGUCCUGACGGGAGACUGACAGCUUCAUGGUGAAUGAUUAUGAUAUGAUUUCCUUUGUUUAUGAAUGUUCUUUUGACUUCAGUCAUGCUGCAGUGGUCAGUGAGCAGGAUGACCAACAUAAUAUUAAUAAUAAUAAUAAUUGCAUGUAAGUGCAUGUACAUCCCACACUGUAUAGACUCCCCCCGUUGUCAUUUUCCACAGGAUUCCGGAUGAGUUCAUACAAAAAUGUCUAAAGUGGUGAAGGAAAUGAACAUGUGCCAGUGUAAAGACCUCAGGGCAGACAGAGAGAGAAAUAAUAAGAGCAGGUUCAAUGAUACCCUUUAUUAUCAAACUGAAAUCACUUUUCUAAUAUCUCCAAAACCUUUCAGUUUGUCACGCUUUAGUUUUGAGUUGUCAAGAUAAAGGAAAAUAUCUUCAACAUCUUCAAAUUGUCUUCCCUGAUCUCAAAUUCUACGGACAUCCUUCCCUGCCCCGCACACUGAGGAGGCAGAGCCCGGCGAAGUGCAAUAGUCCUUUAAACAGUUCCGACUUGUAGCAGCGUAACCGCACUCGUUCAUUUUUAGCACUUUAUUUCUUAAACAGUGCAGAUGUUUAAUAAAGACUCAGGAACGCGUCAUCUGUGUUAGAGGAUUCAUUUUCCUUUUGUCUCCAAACCAACCAAUCAGAGGGAAGGAAGGUAAGACAGAAACACUGGAGGAAGGUGACGUUCACAGGGUGACAUCCUGAACCUUAACUCUGGUGGAAUCCCCCUUUAAUGCGGAAUUGUGAAGAUUGUAUUUUGCUGCUUGCUGGUCUAAGCUGUUGUAUUUAUUUAUUGUUGUAGGAUUAUUAUUGUUUGUCUAUGGAUUGUACUUAUGAUAUAUCACAGCUCAUUCAUCGGAGCGAGUGAAGGCUUUCUGUGUAAACGUGUAACUUCUACUGUUCAUAAUCCAACCAUUUGUCAAUAUUUAUUCAAUAUUUAUGGGUGUACAUGCUCUCUGAGCAGUACACAUUUUUAUUCUCAUUAAUAAUUCUGAAGCGAUCAAUUCCAGAACGCACACAGAGCCACGUCGUGCAGGUGUCCUGUUCUACCUGUCCUCAGUCGUCUUCAGUGUGUCUUUGCUCUGUGCACUACUUGGACCGUGUGGCUGUACGUACAGCUGAUGUCACGCUUUGCAGAGGUGCACUUUAGUAUCCAACCAAAGCAAGUGAUCGCUGUAACAAAUGAUCAUUGGUGCCUUUUCAAACUCGGCUCUGUGAGUGAAAAAAACAAGAACGUUGGCCCUAAGUUGUGAAUGCAGCUGAGAUGUUAAAGUUCAACCAAUGACAUUUUUACAGUGACUUUAAGAGUUUUCGAGGGUGUGAUCAGGACAGUUUGGAAAACCUGAACCCAGAGAAUUAUUGUGAAGGUGAUUCCUUUCAGAUAAUAUGUUGUUAUUGGAGCUGGUCACACAGUUCGAUGUAAGUGAACGCAUCACGUUUAAAGCUGAUAAGCUCACACUGACCAAAUCUACUGACUUCUUCUUACUACUGAACCCUGAAUCUGCUUGUUGUUGUUUGUUUCAUUUGGUUUAUUUUGCCGACACACCCAUCACCACCACUUAGUUCUCACCAGCAGUCCCUGCCUGUGGUCACCACCAUCACAAAUCAGUCUCUGAUCAUAGAUAUCCAGUAAACACCCAGUAGAUCUGGAUUCCAUCAAGCUUUACAGUGCAGUGCUGAGGUUCUGGUUUUUCGAAGCGGGCUCUCCUCUUCAUUUCACACACACACACACACACACGCACACACACGCUGUAGCGAGAGUGUUGUUAGUGUUCAAUAACAGUCACCUAGUGGCCUGAACUGUAUCUUUACAUUCAGAACUAUGACCUCAAAGCUAGAAUGUGGUUGUCGUUGACUUCUUAUUUGACCUUGUAUGUGACGGUAGAUCUUAGAGGAAUAUUCGAUGCUAGAGAAUACAUUUAUGUAAUGCAUACUGCAUAUUAUAACAGUAGAGGGCGCACUUUGAGAAAAAAAAAA